AAAUCUUCUGACUGCAGGACCGUAGUGAGGUCACCUGGUCGCGUCAGAGCGGGAAAUGGAACCCCUGACCUUUGAGGAUGUUGCUGUGAUCUUCACCCUAGAAGAAUGGGGCUGUUUGGAUCCUUCCCAAAAGAAGCUCUACAUGGAAGUGAUGCUGGAAACCUACAGCAACCUGUCCUACAUAGAAGAAAGUGUAAAUAUUGAAGAGGACUUCAGCAAUCCCAGAAGAAAUAUGAGCUGUGAAGUGUUAGAGAGACUGGAUGAACAUAAACAAUGUAUUCAACGUGGAGAAUCCUUUCAACACACUCCAGAGAACAUUGUAAUUAAGGAAACUCUGCUUAGAACAACACCAUGUAAAAGCAAUAUAUAUGAUGCUUAUGGGAAAAACUUCACUGAUGGCAAGGCUCUUCUAAUCCAUGAAAGGAUACACAAUGUAGUGAAGCCUCAUGGAUGGAAACAAGGUGGAAAAGCCUUUACUCCAUCUGGUACCUUUCACAUUCAUGAAACUUCUCACAUUAGUGAUAAACCCUAUGAAUGUAAACAAUGGGGGAAAGCCAACACUCAUUCCAGUAACCUUCAUAUUCAUGAAAGAACUCACACUGGGGAAAAACCCUAUGGAUGUAAGCAAUGUGGGAAAGUGUUUACUCAUGCAUGUUACCUUCGUUAUCACGAAAGAACUCACAGUGGAGAAAAACCCUAUGGAUGUAAGCAAUGUGGGAAAUUCUUCACUCAUGCGUGUUACCUUCGAUAUCAUGAAAGAACUCACAGUGGAGAAAAACCCUAUGGAUGUAAGCAAUGUGGGAAAGUUUUUAUUCGAGCCAGUUACCUUCGAAUUCAUGAAAGAACUCACACUGGAGAGAAACCCUAUGGAUGUAACAAAUGUGGGAAAGUCUUCACUCAUGCGUGCUACCUGCUAUAUCAUGAAAGAACUCACAGUGGAGAAAAACCCUAUGGAUGUAAGCAAUGUGGGAAAGUUUUCGCUCAAGCCAGUUACCUUCAAACUCAUGAAAGAACUCACACUGGAGAGAAACCCUAUGGAUGUAACAAAUGUGGGAAAUUCUUCACUCAUGCGUGUUACCUUCGAUAUCAUGAAAGAACUCACAGUGGAGAAAAACCCUAUGGAUUUAAGCAAUGUGGGAAAGCCUUUAAUCAAGCCAUUCACCUUCAAAUACAUGAAAGAACUCACAGUGGAGAAAAACCGUAUGAAUGUAAGCAAUGUGGGAAAGUUUUCACUCAAGCUACUUACCUUCGAAUUCAUGAAAGAACUCACACUGGACAGAAACCCUAUGGAUGUAAGAAAUGUGGGAAAUUCUUCACUCAUGCAUGUUACCUUCGAUAUCAUGAAAGAACUCACAGUGGAGAAAAACCCUAUGGAUGUAAGCAAUGUGGGAAAGCCUUUAAUCAAGCCAUUCACCUUCAAAUACAUGAAAGAACGCACAGUGGAGAAAAACCCUAUGAAUGUAAGCAAUGUGGGAAAGCCUUCACUAAAGCCAGUAACCUUCAUAUUCAUGAAAGAACUCACAGUGGAAAAAAAGCUUAUGAAUGUAAGCAAUGUGGGAAAGCCUACACUCAUUCCAGUAACCUUCAAAUACAUGAAAGAACUCACACUGGAGAGAAACCUUAUGGAUGUAAGCAGUGUGGGAAAGUCUUUAAUCGAGCCAGUCACCUUCAGAGACAUGAAAGAACUCAUACUGGAGAGAAACCCUAUGAAUGUAAGCAAUGUGGAAAAGCCUAUGCGGAUUCCAAUAACCUUCGUAUUCAUGAAAGAACUCACACUGGAGAAAAACCCUAUGCAUGUAACCAAUGUGGAAAAGCCUAUGCAGAUUCCAGUACCCUUCGUAUUCAUGAAAGAACUCACACUGGAGAAAAACCCUAUGUAUGUAAGCAGUGUGGGAAAGCAUUCACUCAACGUGCUCACCUUCAAGCACAUAGAAGAACUCACACGAAAGUGAAACCUUAUGGAUAUAUGCAAUGUGAGAAAGCCUUCAGUCAUUCCAGUCACCUUUGAUGCCCUGAAAGAACUCACACUGAAGACAAACCUUAUGGGUGUAACCAAUGUGGCAAAAGUGUUCACAUGCUCUACUACCCUUAAAAGACGUAAAGGUACUUACUCUAGAGAGAAAAGCUAUGGAUAUGAGCAAUUUCCAGUGACAUUAGCAAAUGUGAACUCACUCUGCACAGAAACUGUAUGAAUUUAAGGAAUGAGAGACAACCUACCUUCUAUCCAUUAUCCUUCAUACUCAUCAAAAAUGCAAAAAAGAAACCCAGUGGAUUUAAGCAAUGUGGAAAGCUUUCCUUAGUUCUAGUACCCUUCAUGCACCUGAAA
Molecule: messenger RNA, 2326 nt
Organism: Castor canadensis (American beaver)
Lineage: Eukaryota; Metazoa; Chordata; Mammalia; Rodentia; Castoridae
Source: RefSeq, a predicted model, not a curated record